Rotaria sp. Silwood1 is the source of this 457-nucleotide messenger RNA. NCBI's taxonomy places the organism in Eukaryota, Metazoa, Rotifera, Eurotatoria, Philodinida, Philodinidae. The record is from the annotation of a GenBank genome assembly.
ACGUCUAAUUUUACAAUUUCUUCAAUUAGAAACAUUAAUUCUUGAUAAUAUUGAUGCAAAAUAUCUUCACAAUAUUCUCAAACAUUCUAUUCUUUUACCAAAACUCUAUUCAUUAGUUCUUACACCUAUUGAUUAUGUGCAAGACCCAAUUGAUUUUAAACGUAGUUCAAUUGAAUAUCUCGUAAUAAACAGUCGUUUUCCAUUUGAUUCCUUAAAUGAUUUCUUUUUUUGUCUUCCAAAUCUUCGUUAUUUAUCAAUUAAUUGUCUUGUUGGAUCUCGCUAUAGUGAUAUUCAUUAUUAUCCUAUUGUAUUAAAAUAUUUAAAUCAUGUUUCAAUGAAACUUGAUUAUAUAAAUUUCAAUCUAUUAGAAAAAUUAAUCAAACGUUUUUUUCAUCAUGUCGAAAUUUUACGUCUUACAACACAAUUUUAUCAAACAUAUUUAAAUGCUAAACGAUGA